UGGAGAGGCGUGGGGGGGUUUAGAGGAUGAUGGUUAAACCCCUUUUCUAGGGCUCCGGCAAUGAACACAAUGCCCCAAAUUACAAACCUUCGCCUCCUUUUCUCCACUGCUACCAAUCACCCUAAUCCCUCUUUCUUUCUCUCUUCUUUCAAACCCAAUUCCCUCCUCAAAUUCAACAACAAAUUUCCCACUAAACUCCACAAAUCUUCUUCUUCUUCUUCUUCUUCUUCUUACCCUUUCUUCACCUGUCUUUCAUCGUCAAGGAAACCGCACAGAUACAAUUCCAAAUCGUUCAAUCCCAAUCGUAGAAUCAGUACCGGUAACACCAGCUCUUUGAAGCAGAGUGAUAACAAAGAGGAAAGUGGGUUAUCAUCAAAGAAAAUGGAGCUUGAAAUGGAAGACCCCAAGAAGGCUGGAAUGGCUGCUGGGUUUAAUAAGAAAAGGGCAGAGGGUAGAGAUAAAAGUAGUAGACCUAAAGACCUUAAACUAAAAGUUCGAAGACUUAAUCCUGUUAAUACAAUAUCGUAUGUCCAGGUUUUAGGAACCGGUAUGGAUACUCAAGACACAUCUCCAUCAGUUUUGCUCUUCUUCGACAAACAGAGAUUUAUAUUCAAUGCUGGAGAAGGGUUGCAACGAUUUUGUACAGAGCAUAAAAUUAAGCUAUCAAAGAUUGAUCACAUAUUUCUUUCACGUGUCUGCUCUGAAACCGCUGGUGGACUACCAGGUCUUCUUCUGACAUUAGCUGGAACUGGUGAAGAGGGUAUAUCUGUAAAUGUAUGGGGACCUUCAGAUUUCAAGUAUUUAGUUGAUGCAAUGAAAUCAUUCAUUCCAAAUGCAGCCAUGGUUCACAGCAGAUGUUUUGGUACAUUGGACAAAAACCCUGAAAAACUCCAUGAUCAACUCAAGCUUAUCGAUGAUGAAGUUGUCAAAAUAUCCGCUAUUUUGUUAAGACCAAAUUGCCCUGAAACUCAGGGGCAUAAAGAAGAUGAUUUUUCAUUAAAGUCUAGUGAUGUUUCUGUUUUAUAUAUUUGUGAGUUACCCGAAAUCAGGGGUAAAUUCGACCUAGAAAAAGCCAGAUCACUUGGACUAAGACCUGGACCAAAAUAUCGCGAAUUACAAGAAGGGAUUUCUGUGAAAUCAGAUUUAAAAGACAUCAUGGUUCAUCCUGAUGAUGUUCUUGGACCUUCUGUCCCUGGGCCCAUUGUCCUCCUUGUAGAUUGUCCUACAUUAUCUCAUUUUCAAGAAUUAUUAUUAUCCACAUCAGCUCUUGACACUUUCUAUGGUGAAACACCUAACAAAAGGGUCAAUUGUGUGAUUCAUUUAAGUCCUGCAUUGAUUGUAAACUCUAGUGAUUAUCAAAAAUGGAUGUCAAGAUUUCAUGGAGCAGAGCACAUUAUUGCAGGACACCAGAUGAAGAAUGUUGAGAUCCCAAUUCUGCAAUCUAGUGCAAGAGUUGCAGCUCGGCUUAAUUAUUUAUGUCCACAGUUCUUUCCAGCUCCUGGUUAUUGGUCUCUUGAAAACCUAAAAAGUUCAAUGCCACCUGUCAUAAAUGAGGAUACUGAUUUAAAAACUAUAUCUGCUGAAAAUCUCCUCAAGUUCCAUUUACGCCCAUUAGCACAGCUAGGGUUAGACAGAUCCAAUGUCCCAAAAACCGUGGGUCCCACUGAGAUCAUCAAUGACCUACUUUUGGAAAUACCAGAGAUAUCUGAUGCAUCCCAACAAGUUGGUCAACUUUGGAAAGUUGACCAAAACACAAUUAAAGAAGAACCUUGGUUGAAUAGUCAAAGUGGUGUUCCAAGUUGUUUGGAGGAUAUUACACGGGAAAAUGUCGAAAUUGUCCUUCUAGGAACUGGUUCUUCUCAACCUUCUAAAUAUAGAAAUGUUAGUUCUAUCUUCAUCAAUCUUUUCUCUAAAGGUAGUGUGCUUUUAGAUUGUGGUGAAGGAACUCUUGGACAACUAAAAAGAAGAUUUGGGAUUGAAGGAGCAGAUAAUGCAGUUAAAGGUUUAAAAUGUAUUUGGAUUUCACAUAUCCAUGCAGAUCACCACACAGGUCUAGCAAGAAUCCUUGCUUUGAGACGCGAUUUAUUAAAACGGGUCCCACAUGAUCCAUUAAUUGUCAUUGGCCCUCGACAAUUAAAAAGAUUUCUUGAUGCAUAUCAAAGACUCGAGGAUUUAGACAUGCAGUUUCUUGAUUGUAGGCAUACAACAGACUCAAAAAACACUUUUCAAGAUUCUAAUUUGUUUACAAAAGGAAGUCAAAUGCAGAGUCAAUGGAAAAGACCAAAUAGCCCUGUGGAUAUGACCUUAGUGUCUCCCAUUAUCAACAACUUGAAGGAAGUGCUGAAAGAUGCAGGUUUAGAUGAUGUCAUUAGUUUCCCUGUUGUUCAUUGCCCUCAAGCUUUUGGUGUUGUUUUGAAAGGGAGGGGUAAAAUUGGAAAUAAUGGUGAAAUUAUAAACGGGUGGAAGAUUGUUUAUUCGGGUGACACGCGACCAUGUCCUGAAUUAAUCAAAGCUGCUCAAGGAGCAACGGUUCUUAUACAUGAGGCAACUUUUGAGGAUGCAUUGGUGGAGGAGGCGAUAGCAAGAAAUCACAGUACAACCGAAGAGGCGAUUGGAGUGGGGAACAGUGCGGGUGCAUAUCGGAUAAUUCUUACCCAUUUUAGUCAAAGAUACCCGAAAAUACCCGUUUUUGAUGAAACUUAUAUGCAUAAAACAUGCAUUGCUUUUGAUAUGAUGAGUGUAAAUUUUGCUGAUUUACAUGUGCUUCCAAGAGUGCUUCCUUACCUUAAACUGCUGUUUAAGAAUGAAAUGGUUGUUGAUGAAGCGGAUGAUGUUGACAAUGUUGCCACUGCUGCUGCAUGAAUUUAAAUGUCUUCUGACUUUUUCUUAUGGAUUCUUGAUUAUGUUCUUGAAUGGAAACUGUUCUUAAAGUUUAGGGACCUGAUUUGUCAAGUUUCUUUUUUAGUGGGUGUAAAUAUUUCUUCUUGUUGCUUA
Messenger RNA from Lactuca sativa (garden lettuce), 2994 nucleotides. Its product is annotated as tRNase Z TRZ3, mitochondrial. NCBI's taxonomy places the organism in Eukaryota, Viridiplantae, Streptophyta, Magnoliopsida, Asterales, Asteraceae. Gene Ontology annotation, cellular component: mitochondrion. Gene Ontology annotation, molecular function: 3'-tRNA processing endoribonuclease activity. The record is from RefSeq and is a predicted model, not a curated record. Gene Ontology annotation, biological process: mitochondrial tRNA 3'-end processing.